This is a messenger RNA of Anarrhichthys ocellatus (wolf-eel), 2563 nucleotides long. It is a transcript of the gene traf4a, whose product is annotated as tnf receptor-associated factor 4a. The record is from RefSeq and is a predicted model, not a curated record. NCBI's taxonomy places the organism in Eukaryota, Metazoa, Chordata, Actinopteri, Perciformes, Anarhichadidae. Gene Ontology annotation, biological process: signal transduction; regulation of apoptotic process; activation of NF-kappaB-inducing kinase activity. The transcript is spliced from 7 exons. Gene Ontology annotation, cellular component: plasma membrane signaling receptor complex. The coding region runs from base 418 to 1830 and encodes 470 amino acids. Gene Ontology annotation, molecular function: zinc ion binding; ubiquitin protein ligase binding; tumor necrosis factor receptor binding.
ACGGAGCGGCUAUGCAUUGUGCUCAGUCUGUCAGUGCUGCAUCCACUGAGGAGGAGGAGACGAGGGCCACACGUUAACCCCGAGCAGUAAACGUGCAGGGAGAGGGUUUUUCAGGACCAAGCUGUGAUCAUCUCUGCAGCGUUUCCUGGACGGUAUCGUGUCGCUCUUUUGUGUGCCACCAGUCGCCGGGCUGCAGGGGGGAAAACUGGGGAGGACUCGCCUCUGUUAAAGCCCGAUCGGUCGGUGGCGGAAGGGACGUGAUAUGAACCCCUCAUCGGCUUAAACAGCAGUGCAGCUAAAUAGCCCCGCUUUCAGGAGGGGGGGGGUGGGGGGGGGAGUUCACAGAGGAUCAGCGAGGACAUUCGUACCUUUUAACCUGCAGCUGAAGGCCGAAAAAUACCCAAGGAACCUGUAGCGAUGCCCGGGUUUGAUUACAAGUUCCUGGAAAAGCCAAAGAGACGAUUCCAGUGUCCGCUCUGCAGCAAGGCGAUGCGGGAGCCGGUCCAAGUGUCUACCUGUGGACAUCGGUUCUGUGACACCUGUCUGCAAGAAUUUCUGAGUGAGGGUGUCUUCAAGUGUCCAGAGGACCAGCUACCGUUGGACUAUGCCAAGAUCUACCCGGACCCAGAGCUGGAGCAACAGAUCCUGGCAUUGCCCAUCCGCUGCAUCCACAGUGAGGAGGGCUGCCGCUGGACCGGCCAGAUGAAGCAGCUGCAGGGCCACUUCACCACCUGCGCCUUCAAUGUGAUACCCUGCCCCAACCGCUGCUCCGUCAAGCUGACGCGCCGCGACUUGCCCGACCACCUGCAGCACGACUGCCCCAAGCGCAAGGUCAAGUGCGAGUUUUGUGGCAGCGAGUUUACCGGUGAAGCUUACGAGAACCACCAGGGUGUGUGUCCUCAGGAGAGUGUUUACUGUGAGAACAAGUGUGGAGCUCGGAUGAUGCGUCGUCUGCUGUCCCAACACGGCUUGGCCGAGUGUCCCAAACGCACACAGCCCUGCAAGUACUGCGGCAAGGAGUUUGUCUUCGACACAAUCCAGAACCACCAGUACCACUGCCCUCGGUUUCCUGUCCAGUGCCCAAACCAGUGCGGCACACCCAACAUCGCCCGAGAGGAUCUGGCUAACCAUGUGAAGGACAACUGCGGCAGCGCGCUCGUUCUCUGCCCCUUCAAAGACGCCGGCUGCAAGCACAGGUGCCCCAAACUGGCUAUCAGUCGUCACCUGGAAGACACCACCAAGUCUCACUUGACUAUGAUGUGUAACCUGGUGGGGCGUCAGCGGCAGGAGAUCCUGGAGCUUCGGAGGGAGAUGGAGGAGUUGUCCGUCAGUCACGACGGCGUUCUCAUCUGGAAGCUCAGCGACUACUCGCGCAAACUCCAGGAGGCCAAACUCAGAAGCAAUCACGAGUUCUUCAGCCCGCCUUUCUACACUCACCGCUACGGCUACAAGCUGCAGGUGUCGGCCUUCCUGAACGGUAACGGCAGCGGCGAGGGCUCCCACCUCUCCGUCUACAUCCGCGUGUUACCCGGAGAGUACGACAGCUUGCUGGAGUGGCCCUUUUCCUACAAGGUGACUUUCUCCAUCAUGGACCAGAGCGACCCGUCGCUUUCCAAACCCCAGCACAUCACGGAGACCUUCAACCCCGACCCUAACUGGAAGAACUUCCAGAAGCCCAGCAGCAGCCGCAACUCGCUGGACGAGAGCACCCUGGGUUUCGGCUACCCCAAGUUCAUCUCUCACGACGAGAUCAAGAAGAGGAACUACGUCCGAGACAACUGCAUCUUCGUCAAAGCUUCUAUAGAGAUUCCCCAGAAGAUUAUGGCUUAACAUCUGACUUUUGUUUCAUUUUUUUUUUUUUUACGAAGGAGAAGCACAGGUUAAAGACUGGAACUGACACUUAACCUUGAAACUUCUACACACUUACCCUUUAGAUACUUUCUGCCCUUACAGCCUCUCCACCACAGAGCGAGUCUGUUUGGCUGCGUGAGCUGACUCGGAGGACGUUGAUACAUCACAGAGGAGAAAGUGUUUGGUCGGCAGAACCAUCACUCUCUGGUGUUUCUUUUUACUGUUUUUUUUUUUUAUCUGUUUGCUGACCUUUUAUCACAGUCUACAACAAAAAGCCUUGGAAAUCAAACAGUGCCUAGAGAGAUUAUCUUAAGUUAUAUUUUUGUUGUUAUUUCCGCAGUACAAAUGUUGAAGAAAUGAAAAAAAGGGGGUGAAGGGCUUCACUAAGCCUCUGCACUUAGAGAAGAAAGAAAGUUAGACUCUGGUUAGGCACGUCCUGUUGGGGUGAUCUAAAGAAGAGGGAGCUCAGCAGACUCGAGCUCAAGCCCAACGGCCUUUUGUUUACAUGCUCAUACAGUAUACUCCCACUGAUCCGUUAACAAACACAGAGCCCUUGGUAAGAAACUGCUCGAGGUUUGUGUGCACACACGCAUCAAAUCGAUGUUUUCAAGUGAGAAACUUGCAGCUUCAAUCUUGGUAAUUUUCAUGUUUUAAUUAAUUAUUUUAGUAUUACAUUUUGAUUCUGUUAAAUGAAAAGAUGAAUACCACUCUC